CCCGCGCUCCGUGACGUAACUUGACGUGGUUGUUGUGUGUUCCUGCUUGGCUACGGCGGCUCUGCGGGGUCAGUCCGUCCUGCUAUGCGGUGUGUGUCCUGAUGACGAUGGGAGACGUUCUCUGCGAAGAGCUGGAGGAUUUAGUUCACUUCUCAGUGCACGACCUGCCGGCGCGCGGGUAUGUCGUCAUGGAGGAGAUCCGCCGCCAGGGGAAACUCUGUGAUGUCACUCUCAAGGUGGGGGAUCACAAGUUCAGCGCUCACCGCAUCGUGCUGGCCGCCUCCAUCCCGUACUUCCACGCCAUGUUCACCAACGACAUGGUGGAGUGCAAGCAGGACGAGAUCGUCAUGCAGGGCAUGGACCCCAGUGCUCUGGAGGCUCUCAUCAACUUUGCGUAUAACGGCCGGGUGGCGAUCGACCAGCAGAACGUUCAGUCUCUGCUGAUCGGCGCCAGUUUCCUGCAGCUGCAGAACGUGAAGGACGCCUGCUGCUCCUUCCUGCAGGAGAGGCUACACCCUAAAAACUGCCUGGGCGUGCGUCAGUUUGCCGAGACCAUGAUGUGCACGACGCUGUACGACUCGGCCAACAGCUUCCUGCACCAGCACUUUGUGGAGGUGUCGCUGUCCGAGGAGUUCCUGGGCCUCAGGACGGAGGAGGUGCUGGAGCUGGUCGGCUGCGACGAGCUCAACGUGAAGGCCGAGGAGCAGGUGUUCGAGGCCGUGCUGGCCUGGGUUCAUCACGACCGGCAGCAGCGUGAGGCUCUGCUGCCCGAGCUGCUCUGCAAGAUCAGACUUCCUCUGUGCCGGCCUCAGUUCCUGUCGGACCGCGUGCAGCAGGACGAGCUGGUCCGCUGCUGCCACAAGUGCAGGGACCUGGUGGACGAGGCGAAGGACUUCCACCUGAUGCCGGAGCGGCGGCCGCACCUCGCCGCCUUCAAGACCCGCCAGCGCUGCUGCACGUCCAUCACAGGCCUCAUCUACGCUGUGGGAGGACUCAACAGCUCAGGCGACUCCUUAAACGUGGUCGAGGUGUUUGAUCCAAUUGGAAACUUCUGGGAGCGGUGCCAGCCAAUGAGGACGGCGCGGAGCAGAGUGGGCGUGGCCGUGGUCAACGGGCUGCUGUACGCCAUCGGCGGGUACGACGGCCAAUCACGACUCAGCACGGUGGAGGUUUACAACCCGGAGACGGACAGCUGGACGCGAGUGUCCAGCAUGAACAGCCAGCGCAGCGCCAUGGGCACGGUCGUGAUCGACGGGCACAUCUUCGUGUGCGGCGGCUACGAUGGAAAAUCCUCCCUGAACUCAGUGGAGUGUUAUUCCCCAGAGACGGACAGGUGGACGGUGGUGAUGGAGAUGAGCGCCAGCCGCAGCGCCGCGGGCGUGACGGUUUUUGACGGGAGGAUUUUUGUCUCUGGCGGCCAUGACGGUUUACAGAUCUUCAACACGGUGGAGUACUACAACCACCACACCGACCGGUGGCACCCGGCGGCCGGGAUGAUGAAUAAGCGGUGCCGUCACGGCGCGGCGGUGCUGGGCAGCCACAUGUACGUGGCCGGAGGUUACGACGGCUCGGGCUUCCUCAGCGGCGCCGAGGUGUACAGCUCGGUGUCGGGGCAGUGGAGCCACCUGGUGGCCAUGAACACGCGGCGCAGCAGAGUGUCGCUGGUGGCCACGUCCGGAAAACUGUUUGCCGUGGGCGGCUACGACGGCCAGUCCAACCUCAGCUCUGUAGAGAUGUACAACGCCGACACCAACCACUGGACGUUCAUGGCGCCGAUGGUCUGCCACGAGGGCGGGGUCGGCGUGGGGUGCAUACCCCUCCAACCCGCCUAAACCGGCCAAUCACGGCCAAUCACGGCCAGACGAUUACAGAUGGGAUUUGCGACGGGCUGCGAGACUGUAGGAACUCAGUGCGGAAGAGGAAGCUCUCCUUUAUUUUUGCGAACGUUGAGCUUUAGCAGGUACGACGGCCGCCCCGAGCGCUCGGCGUGGACCAAGAGACGAUUAGACGCUAGUAGGGAGAGGCUCAGGCCUGUGGGAUCAUGGGUAAAAAACUGUAGAGUUCACCUUUGGGGAACUAGCUGGCAUUCUGCAAUUAGCAAGUGUGUGGACUGACAAAUCAAAUAUUAAAUAUUGAUUUUAUACUUGA
Molecule: messenger RNA, 2148 nt
Organism: Myripristis murdjan (pinecone soldierfish)
Lineage: Eukaryota; Metazoa; Chordata; Actinopteri; Holocentriformes; Holocentridae
Gene: klhl18
Product: kelch-like family member 18
Exons: 10
Coding region: 102-1832 (576 amino acids)
Molecular function (GO): protein binding
Source: RefSeq, a predicted model, not a curated record